AUGGUGCGUCAGCUGCACGACGGUAUGAUGGCGCGAGUCACGGACAACGGAGCUGUCUCAGAGGCAUUCGCAGUGACCAACGGAGUGAAGCAGGGCUGUGUGCUGGCGCCUACCCUCUUCAGUCUCAUGCUCUCUGCCAUGCUGAUGGAUGCCUACCGCGACGAACGCCCUGGAAUCUGCAUCGCCUAUAGAACGGACGGUCAUCUCCUGAAUCGCCGGCGCAUGAACUUCCAAUCGCGUGUAUCCACAGCCACCGUGCACGAACUCCUCUUCGCCGACGACUGCGCCCUGAACACCACCUCAGAAGUGGAGAUGCAACGGAGCAUGGACCUAUUCUCCGCCGCCUGCGAGAACUUUGGGCUGGUUAUCAACACGCGGAAGACGGUGGUGAUGCAUCAGCCGCCUCCCAACUCAGCCACAGCCCCCAACGCGCCGCAAAUCAACGUGAAUGGGACUCAACUGCAAGUGGUAGAGAACUUCCCGUACCUGGGCUGUACGCUCUCCCGCAACACCAAGAUCGACGACGAAGUCGCCAACAGGAUCUCGAAAGCCAGUCAAGCCUUCGGUCGCCUCCAAAGCACAGUUUGGAAUCGUCAUGGUCUCCGCGUGAGCCGCGAGCUGCUCGAGUCAUGGUUCUCAGGCCCGCAAUCCAUCAACAAGCACAAUGACCUCCCGGUGCCCUAUUCCGUAUUGCGAUUUUCCCUGGGCAGGAGAAUCAGUCACGUGGGGAGGGCGCGGGUGAGCAAUUAUCACGGUGACAGUGAGCCAGUUUGCCGAGCAAUCGUCACACCAGCAUCGAGCACGGAUGACGAAAUCGCGGCGAUGAACAACUAG
Spirometra erinaceieuropaei is the source of this 834-nucleotide messenger RNA. The record is from the annotation of a GenBank genome assembly. Lineage: Eukaryota; Metazoa; Platyhelminthes; Cestoda; Diphyllobothriidea; Diphyllobothriidae.